Penicillium canariense is the source of this 1230-nucleotide messenger RNA. RefSeq names its product questin oxidase family protein. The transcript is spliced from 4 exons. Lineage: Eukaryota; Fungi; Ascomycota; Eurotiomycetes; Eurotiales; Aspergillaceae. Gene Ontology annotation, molecular function: oxidoreductase activity. The record is from RefSeq and is a predicted model, not a curated record. Bases 1 to 1230 code for a protein of 409 amino acids.
AUGUUUCAGUUGCCAUCGCUGAACUCCUUUAAACUCUUCCCUUGGGGAGAGAAGCAUGUUAUCGAUGUGCCACCCGUCAAGGCGCAUGAUAUUGAGAACGCCCAGGAGAAGAACGCAAGGGCGCUGAAGCACCUGCUCAAGCUCAACCAUGCGAACCACGCGAUUCUGUAUAAUGACCGAAAAUUCCAUAACCAUACUCCUCAUCUCCUCGGUGCUGCCUUCCUCCAGGGCGCGGAUGCGGAUGAUUUAGCUCGGAUUCAUGAAUCCGAGUCCAAGUUGCUGGAUGCAUGGGAUGAUUCCCCUGCAGAAGUUACCGAUGAGGAUUGGCGAGAUCAUUUGGGGUGCCGAGAAUAUCAGAAAGCCUUUGUGGACUUUUUCGAAGACGAAAUGGUCCGGCUCGGUUAUGAUUGGAAACAAGUCGUAGCCGAGUAUCUGUUUUCGGGCAAGGAGCCUAUGUUUAAUUCCAUUAUGGCUGACCUCGGCCAUCCAUUAAUCCACAUGGCCUAUGCAUAUGAGAUAUCCAGCCGCGAGGUUGCAAUGGAGGCUCUUGCUCUGACAGCGACCUGCUACAACCAGCUACACAUCUACCUAGAAGACCCAGUACUUUCGCAAGCUGAGGCAUCCUACCACUCGACGUCAAUGUUCGAGAUUCUCGAUAGAGUUCGGACCGACAAGAAGCUAGAUGGACUCUUCGCCAAUCCAGGCGACCACAACGUGGAGAAGCUCUUUGCUAGCCACGAGGCUGUUCUGCUGAAUCACUGGAAUGCAUGGAAAAUUCACAAUCCAGUCGAGCAGUUCCGGGAGAGCCAGACUCUCGCCACAGCAUUAUUUGUUGCGACGCAUGCAGAUUCAUCGGAAAAGUACGAUUUCUUCCUCGUCCAUGUAUUGACGACUAGCCAUGCUGUGCGGGUCCUCUUGCCGUGGAUUCCCGCAAAGUUCCAGAUUCCUCUCGUUCGUCAAUGGUGGCUUAUCACUUUGGCUACGUUCAUUGCACAGUUGCGUCCGGAGAUAUCUUUGGAUAGAAUUCGUGACUACGAUCUCAAGGGAAGGAACUGGGACUGGACCGCGACGCUAGCUGUCAAGGGCGAACACUCAACCGAUUCACACUAUGUCAAGGCACUUCGGGCACUACGGGAAACUGCAUCUACGUGGGGUGACCAUGAUCGCUUUUACCUCAAGGCGGCCGUGAAGUUUGCUGACGAGUUUGAUGGGUGGGGUGGCUUUGUCUGA